This is a messenger RNA of Chaetomium globosum CBS 148.51, 2820 nucleotides long. RefSeq lists its product as uncharacterized. Gene Ontology annotation, biological process: establishment of cell polarity. The record is from RefSeq and is a predicted model, not a curated record. The transcript has 4 exons. Gene Ontology annotation, molecular function: cytoskeletal regulatory protein binding. The coding region runs from base 1 to 2820 and encodes 939 amino acids. Gene Ontology annotation, cellular component: cytoplasm; cell tip. NCBI's taxonomy places the organism in Eukaryota, Fungi, Ascomycota, Sordariomycetes, Sordariales, Chaetomiaceae.
AUGAAUCCGUUGCGGAGCUCGCAGCGUCGGUCACCCGGCGCAGAGCCAGGUCAACCCCCGGCCGUCCCUCCACGCUCCAUAUCACCCGCCGUCGGCGUCGGCACCAACCGCCCUGUUGCCCCUCGUUCUAUGGGCUCCUCACGAUCGAUGCAACCGACGAGCGCGAGCGGGAGCGGCAGCAGGAAUGAUGGAACCAGACGGGCCAACAGACACUCACACAAUGGUCGCGAGGGAACGCCACCGACACCCGAGGUGUCCGACGUUUAUGUCCGCCUCGGCUACGAGUUCAAUAUGGCCUGUCGUGCCUUUACCGCCAUCAACGUCGACACAUCCGACCUUGGGAACGUACCUGAACUGUUGAGGAAUAUCUUGGAGUCCACUCUGAGUCAGGAGGCGAGCGCGGAAAGCUUGGAGAACGGGAGAGAGACGGCGGCCCUUCCAGCGGGUGGUUCUGGCGAUGGUUGGUCCUUUCUGGCAAUGGAUUCUGGUGACGGCGCCGAACCCACCAGUCCCCCGGUCCCACCGCGGACGACCAGUACGAGCACAAUGGGGAGUGUCGGCUCCGGGCUGACAACUUUACUAAACGAAGGGUUGGACGGCGGAUAUCGACCAGCCAGCCAGCGUGAUGACGGACGGAACAAUGCGGCACCCUCGCCUACCAAGCGUUUCCUACAGCGGGAGCAGUCUCGCAGCUCUGUCAACUCGGACCAGUCGAGCCUUUCCAGUAAUACGAUGCAGAACAUCCCGGUCCUCCCCCCCUAUCCGGGCGACGAGACCAUUCCCACGGGCCCCUCGGCAAGCGACCUAAGCAGCCUGGAUAACUUCCCACCGCCACCGCCGCCGCCCAAGGCAUCACAGCAGAGCGCCCUGGCGGCGUUGCAGAGAGGCGGCGAUCUGGAAAGACGGGCAUCACGAAGGUACUCGGCUUACCAAAUAUCGAAACACCUCGGCACCCAGGGAGCUGUCCCUGUGCUUCCGCCUCAGACUACCCCGGCACCGAACCGAGGGCGUGUUGAGAUGCGGGAGUCGAUGCGGGCAAUGCAGGCGAGGGAUACUGCUCGGCACAAACGUAACAUGUCCAGCCAGUCGCGGACGGCGACGCUUGAUUCGUCUCCUGUCCGAGUUCCAAGCCGUGUAUCCGAGGAGCCCGAGGAGCUCCCCAUCCAGGUCCCCACCGCAAGGGCCGAGUUGCCCGCCGCCCCGGAAGACGAGAAGUUCCAGCCAAGCGCGACUCUGAACGGACCGCCGUCCGACGUUAUGGUAGUAACGGAGACAGAAGGAGACGAGGAACAGGAGAAACCUGUAACGCCAGCUCCGGCGCCGGCGCCCCCAAUAGUACGGGCGGUAACUCCCGACAAACCACCGAGCACUUUCACGGAAACGCCACCCCCCACCAAGGACCUGACUCUUUUCCUACAGUACAAAUCCAAGGUUAAGAAGUUUGUGCUCUCAGGAGGAUAUGAGGAACUGUCGAUUGGGCGUUUGCAGCUCGCCUUUAUCGAGAAGUUUUCCUGGAACACGCAGCAAAACGGCGCCGAUCUACCGGACAUCUACAUCCAAGAUCCGGUGUCACGGGUCCGCCAUGAGCUGGAAGACCUCUCCGACAUCAAGGACCGCACCGUUUUAGUUCUCAACGUAGAGCAGCUGGACGAGGUGAAAUGGCACAUCGACGACGGCCUCGGCUCGCUCAGGCAGAUGAUGGCGGAGAUGAAGCAGAACGUCAAUGAUCAAGGGGCAGCUCUGCAGAGCGUGUCGGAGCGGCAGCAAGAGACGGCCAAGGACCUGGCUCGGCUGGCCGCCUCGCCGCCCACCACCUACUCCAACUUCCAGUCCGAAGUCCAAGGCUCCAUGUCGGCCCUCCGGGCAAAGGCUGCCAACGUCAAGAUGGCGGCCACCAAGGUCGCCGUCCCCGACGUGGAGGGCAACGCCGGACACGCGUACGUCAUCACGGGGCGCAAGCAGCUCAACCAGGAUAGCGACCGGCUGGUCAACCGGGUGGACGACCUCCAAGACCUGGUCGAGGACCUCCGCAAGGACGUGGUCCACCGCGGCGUGCGCCCCCUCCCGCGCCAGCUCGAGGCCGUCACGCGCGACAUCGCCCUGCUCACCAAGGAACUCAGCAAGAUGGAAGAAUCCAUGAAGCAGGAAAAACCCAUCUGGACCAAGAUCUGGGAAAAAGAACUCGAAGACGUCUGCCAGGGGCGCGACGAACUGCGCCUCGUCGAGGACCUGAUUGUCGACCUGCGCGACGACCUCGAAAAGGCGUCGGAGACCUUCGCCCUCGUCGAACAAGCCACCAAGGAACAGAUGAAAGACGCGGGCGGCGCGGGCGCCGGCCCCGGCGGCGUCAUUGUCGCGCGCCAGUUCAGCAAGGGCCUGACCUCGAUCCGCGAGAACGCCGCCGCCGUCGACCCCAACACCGCCAAGGAGGGCGUGCUCGGUGAAGUGCGCGCCCUGCAGCCCAACCACGAGAAUCGGCUCGAGGCGAUCGAGCGUGCCGAGAAGCUGCGCCAGAAGGAGCUGGCGCGUCGCAGGGAGAAUCCCCUCACGAAAGAGCUGGCCACGUUUGUGGAGGAGGGGAAGCUGAAGAAGUCGGGCGGGGUGGAGGAGGUGGAGAGGGCGCGCAAGGCGAAGGAUGAUCGGAUUCGUAGGGAGGUGUGGGAGAGGCAGAAUGGGAUUAUUGUGCUGCCUGAGGAGGAGGAGGAAGGGGAGGGGGUGGUUGGGGAUGGCGAGGGUGAUGGGUUGGAAGCUGGGGUGGAGGAGGGGGAGGACUUGGUUAACGGGACGGCGGGGACGGCGGCGGCGGGCGGUGGGGACUGA